Messenger RNA from Cariama cristata (Red-legged seriema), 525 nucleotides. Its product is annotated as poly(rC)-binding protein 2. The record is from RefSeq and is a predicted model, not a curated record. The annotation marks the transcript as partial. Gene Ontology annotation, biological process: regulation of gene expression; regulation of RNA metabolic process. The transcript is spliced from 7 exons. Gene Ontology annotation, molecular function: mRNA binding; single-stranded DNA binding. Gene Ontology annotation, cellular component: cytoplasm; nucleoplasm; nucleus. Lineage: Eukaryota; Metazoa; Chordata; Aves; Cariamiformes; Cariamidae.
AUGGACACCGGUGUCAUUGAAGGUGGUUUAAAUGUCACGCUCACCAUCCGACUACUUAUGCAUGGGAAGGAGGUGGGAAGCAUCAUUGGGAAGAAAGGGGAGUCCGUGAAGAAGAUGCGUGAGGAGAGCGGUGCUCGCAUUAACAUCUCAGAAGGGAACUGCCCCGAACGGAUCAUCACCCUCGCUGGACCCACCAAUGCCAUCUUCAAAGCUUUUGCGAUGAUUAUUGACAAACUGGAAGAGCUCCGGCUCGUGGUACCCGCCAGUCAGUGUGGUUCCCUUAUUGGAAAAGGCGGUUGCAAGAUCAAGGAGAUACGAGAGAGCACGGGGGCACAGGUCCAGGUGGCAGGAGACAUGCUGCCCAACUCGACCGAGCGAGCCAUCACCAUCGCUGGGAUCCCACAGUCCAUCAUUGAGUGCGUCAAACAGAUCUGCGUCGUCAUGCUUGAGUCUCCCCCGAAGGGCGUCACCAUCCCGUACCGACCCAAGCCAUCCAGCUCUCCCGUCAUCUUUGCAGGCGGUCAG